Messenger RNA from Capsaspora owczarzaki ATCC 30864, 1716 nucleotides. RefSeq lists its product as hypothetical. Gene Ontology annotation, molecular function: protein binding. NCBI's taxonomy places the organism in Eukaryota, Filasterea, Ministeriida, Capsasporidae. The coding region runs from base 1 to 1716 and encodes 571 amino acids. The transcript is spliced from 2 exons. The record is from RefSeq and is a predicted model, not a curated record.
AUGACUUUGCUACCUGCAAUCCUUCUGGUUGUGCUCUAUGCCGUUCACUUGGCCCACGCACAAGCUGCUUCUGCUUCAUGCUCUGGCGCACCAGCGUUCACCGGGUCUAGUGGUGCGGCACGCUCAUAUACCGGAUCCAUUGGCCAGUACAACGCGCCGUGGGAGAACACCGCCAUCACUGGCAGUGGUGGAGGCAAGUGUUUGACCUGGCAGUACACACCAGCAACCGCGGGAACCAUCUACACGACCACAUGCUCCUUGACUACUGACGACACAAUCAUUUUUCUUUCGAGUGGCUCUUGCGUCAAUAAUUUUGGCACUAAUCUCAACCAGCUGGCCGACGACAGCUGCGUCCGCCAAUCAACCAUCUCAUUCCCUGCCACUUCCGGCACACUCUACUACUUGCACUUGUGCCGGUACGCGGGCGAUCGAACCAAUGCAAACUCCGACAGACUGACCACUGGUCAGUUUGUGUUUAAUUUCCAGUGCCCUGCUGGCAUGACGGAUCACGAUUCGUUGCUUGAGACAGCCUGUCUUGCCUGCGGCGCGGGCACGGACACUUCAACCGGAGCCAAGGCUGGACCCUGCACCAACUUUAACGUUCCUGCGGGCUCGUUUGAUCACGAUUCCAACUCUGCCACCGCGGCGAUUACUUGCCCUCCUGGAAACUAUGCGCCCGCAGCCGGCACGACGUGCACCACUUGCGGCACUGAAACAUGGGACCAUGAUUCGUCGUCUGCAACUGCCUGCACUUCUUGCACGUCCGCAUGCUCUGCUGGUACUUUCCAGUCCCAGGCGUGCACUCCCACGAGCAACCGCGCUUGCACUUCCUGUACUGCCGUCACCUCUUGCGCCGCCUCGAGCACAACAUGCACAUCGAGCACGGACUCGCGCUGCUCGACUUGCGCCGCGAACUUUUACAAAGUGGCGGGUGCCUCGAGCGACACGUGCCAGGACUUUGUCGCAAACUGCUCCUCGCAGCAGACCUGCUACAAUGCUGGCAACACCCGCUGCUACGCUUGUGCGACGGAUUUCUACUUGACUCUGCACUCGGGAGUGUCCGAUGUUUGCACUGCCUGCGGCACCAACGCAACUUGCAGUGUCGCGGCAGCUAGCUCGAUCGACAAGGCUGCCGUUAUUCCCCUGGCGACUGUUGUUGGUGUGCUCUUGAUUGUCCUCAUUCUUGUGCUCGUCGUCGUGGUGGUGCGUCGCCGCCGCCUCAAUGCCCGCAAGCCUGAAGCUGCUGUUUCAUCUCGGCGUGCACGCUCUGAAACUGUGGACCUUCCCAUGUCCACGAUGGCCAUGAUGGCGAAUCCGCUUUCUGAUCAUGGAAAUGAAGCGGCCAUGUAUGCAGACGCAAACAAUCCUCCGACGCAUAUCAACAAGGCUGGUCCCAGCGGCACUCCUCUUGCUUCGGUCAAAAUGGCGGAAUUUCUGGCUCAGACCCAUCGGCUUGGCAGUGGUCAGCAGCCCGGAGAAGACUUGUACGACGCCAUUCGUCCACCGCCAGUGCCGCGACACCCGUUCUACAGCAACUCGAACAGCAAUGCAGCGAGGCACUCGAUCGCGUACGAAGCUUCGAGCUCAAGCUCCAGUUCUCCGGUUGCAGAGCAGCCCGCUUACGAGAAUCCGCACGUCCAGCGGCGUGCUGAAGCUGGCGAGAGGUCCACCACGGACGUUGUGUACACGGACGUUGAGGUCCACAACGAGGUUUGA